AUGGUCGAGCCAAAGAGCUUUCCCGCCGCCACUUCGCCGCAACUGCCGGCGCCAGGCGCUAACGCCAACCAUUCCGGAGUGCGGCGCCUGCCGAGCGAUCAACAGUCCACAAGGCUAGGCCCCUCGCCAGCAGAAGCAGCUUACGUGGACUGGCCGUCAACUGACGUGUCACCGUCGGGAUUCUCACCCGCAGUGGCAGGCCCACCGUCCCUGUCGACAGCAGGAGCGGCUGUAGCGGGGCUGCGGUCACGAAGCCGGCUCGGUCCAGACAACGCCACAGGCAGCCGUCACUACGCCUCACCCCACCAUGCACCUGCCGCUAGUCCCGGGGCCGUUACCGUGUUAGCCCCUAGCGCAAACCGCACGGCACUAAGAGGUCCCGCUGCGAGCACGCAGGAAUGCGAGAAUCCGCCGGAUCCCGCGCGACCGCAGCCCAAGGCCACGUCGGGUAGCCCGCACGACGCGCACAGGCCGGUGUCCCCGAAAAACCAGUCGUUCCGCCGCUUUGCGCUUCCGCCAAAGCUGCUGUGCGGGUCCUUCUCCCCAGCCUCCCCUUCUGCCCGCAAACACUCCGGCGCGUUUCCGCAUUCCGCAUCUGCCCCUUUUUCUUGUCCCCCUUCCGCCUCCCCAGCAUCUCCCGCCUCCCCCACGCCCUCCGCCUCCCCCCCCCCCUCCGCCUCGUGCUUCUCCUCCUCCUCAACCGCAUCGCACUCGCGUUUCGCAUCGCUGUUGCCAGCGUCGCCCCUGGGCGUGCUAAAUUCGCCCACGCCGCAUUCCCCGGCAAGCAGGAGCGCGUCGCCGCAGCCCAAGAGCCCGCUGGGGCGGACGACAGUCGCCGCAAGGACUUACACCAGCCCAUGCGCUGCUAGUGCCGCCGGUGAUAGCGCAAGCUGCAAAGGUGAAGGGACGUUUCGUCAGCAGCAGCAGGCGCAGAGGCGGGGGGCGAUCUCGGGGGCGCAAGGGCGGGCGUUCAGCAUCGCGGACUUGCUGCGCCUCCACUCGCGCUCGCUGUCUUCCCGCGCUGCGCCCGAUGCACCAAUCUCCUCCACUUCACCCGCGCGCGGUGACUCGGACGAGACGGGUUCGUGGAGGCCCGACGCUCACUUGCAAGGUGGUGAGGGGAUGAGCGGGUAG
This is a messenger RNA of Closterium sp. Naga37s-1, 1134 nucleotides long. The record is from the annotation of a GenBank genome assembly. NCBI's taxonomy places the organism in Eukaryota, Viridiplantae, Streptophyta, Zygnematophyceae, Desmidiales, Closteriaceae.